UUCCCUCCUUCCCCUGCCGUCCGUGCUCAUUGGCGCCUGCUGCCUGGCCCAACCUCAGACAGAAAGGCCACACUCAAGCUAUGCUUCAUGGACUCCGGGGGCAUCUUGAAGGCAUUUCCCAAGCGGAAGAAAAUUCAUUCCAAUUCAUCAUCAAAAGCCUUGGUGAAGAUUCCCAAAAGAGAAGAAGGCACAGCAGCAGCAGGAGAGUGGCUCCAUCCCCUGCGGGUCCAUGUUGUGCCCACCGGCAUUGGACGAGCCCGCGCAGAGCUCUUUGAGAAGCAGAUUGUUCAGCAUGGUGGACAGGUGUGUCCUGCUCAGGCCCCGGGCAUCACGCACAUCGUGGUGGAUGAGGACAUGGACUACGAGCGGGCCCUCCGCCUCCUGAGGCUGCCCCGACUGCCCACGGGAGCUCAGCUGGUGAGAUACCUGGACCAAGCACCAGCCAGCAAGGCAGAUCAAGACUCAUCGACUCCCCCUAGCACCCACAGGGCUCUGCCUGAGACAGUGCUCUCUCCUCCCCCUCCUCCCACCAGACCCGUAUCUCCGCCCCAAAAAGCAGAGAAAGCACCAAGCACUCAAGCCACCCAGCCUGUCUCUGAUGACGAAGCCAGUGAUGGGGAGGAGCCCCAGGUUAGCGAAGCUGAUCUGGAAGCCCUGAUCACCGGCCACUACCCCAGCCACCCGGAGGGAGAUGCGGAGCCUGGCCCAGCCCCAGAGGCCCUGGGGAAGUGGGUCUGUGCCCAGCCCUCCAGCCAGAAGGCAACCAACCACAACUCCCAUGUCACAGAGAAACUGCAAGUGUUGGCCAAAGCCUAUAGUGUCCAAGGGGACAAAUGGCGGGCUCUGGGCUAUGCCAAAGCCAUCAACGCCCUCAAGAGCUUCCACAAGCCUGUCACCUCCUAUCAGGAAGCCUGCAGUAUCCCUGGGAUCGGGAAGCGGAUGGCUGAAAAGGUCGUAGAGAUCCUGGAGAGUGGCCACCUGCGGAAGCUGGAUCACAUCAGUGAGAGCGUGCCCAUCCUGGAGCUCUUCUCCAACAUCUGGGGGGCCGGAAGCAAGACUGCCCAGAUGUGGUACCAACAGGGUUUCCGGAGCCUGGAAGAUAUCCGCAGCCAGGCUUCCCUGACUGCCCAGCAGGCCAUUGGCCUGAAGCAUUACGACGACUUCUUAGAACGCAUGCCCAGGGAAGAGGCCGCAGAGAUCGAGCAGACGGUCCGGGAAGCUGCACAAGCCUUCAACCCCGGGCUGCUGUGUGUGGCAUGCGGCUCGUACCGGCGAGGCAAGGCCACCUGUGGGGACGUAGACGUUCUCAUCACUCACCCCGACGGUCGGGCCCACCAGGGCAUCUUUAGUCGCCUCCUUGACAGCCUUCGGCAGCAAGGGUUCCUCACAGAUGACCUGGUGAGCCAAGAAGAAAAUGGACUGCAACAGAAGUACCUGGGUGUGUGUCGGCUCCCGGGCCCUGGGCGGCGGCACCGAAGGCUGGACAUCAUCGUGGUACCCUACAGUGAGUUUGCCUGUGCCCUGCUCUACUUCACCGGCUCUGCCCACUUCAACCGGUCCAUGCGAGCCUUGGCCAAAACCAAGGGCAUGAGCUUGUCAGAGCAUGCCCUCAGCACAGCUGUGGUCCGGAACAGCCAAGGUGUCAAGGUGGCACCUGGCCAGAUGCUUCCCACUCCCACAGAGAAGGAUGUCUUCAGACUCUUAGGGCUGCCUUACCGAGAACCAGCUGAGCGGGACUGGUGACUCCCUGGUGCCCACCCCGGCAGGGCUCGCCUCAGCUGGCCAUUUGAGUUCCCAGCUGUUCUCUGCAGCCCUGAGCUUGGGGCUUCCAGGACCUACCCAGCCCUCUCCUGGUAGGGUUGGCACAGUCCUUGCCCCAUUUGAAACAGCAGCAGGUGGCUGAUUUGAAGCCAGCUUUCUGUGCUGACAGUCCCGGCAUCACCCUAUCCUCAGUGGUCCCAGUUGCUGAGGACAGGAGGGGAGCAGCUGGGGCCCCAGCAUCGUGCAGGACCCUCUGGAGCUCAGAGUGAGCCAUUCCUUCCACUCUCCCCUACUUCCUGUGCAGCUGGAGCUGCUGGGAAGGGGGCACCCUUGGCUUGAUGAGGACAGCAUUGGGAGGUCCAGGGACCCAGUAAAGUGCAUUGGAUGUUGAACCUGCCUGGUGUCUGUCAAUUGCUACAUACCCUGCCUAGCCAGGGAUGGGACCAGGAACUGAAUGCAGACAGCCCAGAGAAGCUGC
Messenger RNA from Ochotona curzoniae (black-lipped pika), 2239 nucleotides. It is a transcript of the gene POLL, whose product is annotated as DNA polymerase lambda. The coding region runs from base 88 to 1743 and encodes 551 amino acids. Gene Ontology annotation, cellular component: nucleus. The record is from RefSeq and is a predicted model, not a curated record. Lineage: Eukaryota; Metazoa; Chordata; Mammalia; Lagomorpha; Ochotonidae. Gene Ontology annotation, biological process: double-strand break repair via nonhomologous end joining. The transcript has 9 exons. Gene Ontology annotation, molecular function: DNA-directed DNA polymerase activity; DNA binding.